Fusarium redolens is the source of this 504-nucleotide messenger RNA. RefSeq lists its product as uncharacterized. The transcript is spliced from 2 exons. The record is from RefSeq and is a predicted model, not a curated record. Bases 1 to 504 code for a protein of 167 amino acids. Lineage: Eukaryota; Fungi; Ascomycota; Sordariomycetes; Hypocreales; Nectriaceae.
AUGACGUUGGAUAAGAAGACGACGAAGAGGGAGAACAUGCCCAAUCGAGAUGAAGCAAAUGAUUCAAUGGAUGAUGCAAUGAGAAAUGCGACGACGCAACGAACAGAGCUCCCGUCAGAUAUGCCACAACUGGGAGGUACCUGGGAAGAAGAGAACAAUGAGACAACGGCAAAGCUGUUCUGCACACCAUCAAGCUCACCUCUUCGUCACCUUCGUCACCAGACGCUUCUUCACGCCCUCUGGAUCUUACGCACGACAAAACUCGUUGAGCAUCGAAGUCGUCGCGCAGAAGCCCAGAGAGAAAUACAAGCAAUAGCUGAGAGCCUCAAGACCACCACUAUAACUCAAGCCUGCACAACCGUACAAAACACGGAUCAGCCAAAGCCACUUUCAUCACUAAAAGACCCUCUACCGCAUGAUGAGAAAGAUAACUCCUCAUCAUCUUUUCCUCGGAGGUCGCCAGUCCUGCUGGAUCGGAGGAUUCAGAUGAAGGCGCCUGGUUAG